Molecule: messenger RNA, 2173 nt
Organism: Clarias gariepinus (North African catfish)
Lineage: Eukaryota; Metazoa; Chordata; Actinopteri; Siluriformes; Clariidae
Exons: 6
Coding region: 175-783 (202 amino acids)
Cellular component (GO): MLL1 complex; NURF complex
Source: RefSeq, a predicted model, not a curated record
GGAACCUUUAUGGCGCACUAAUGCCAUUAUUUAGUUGAAAACAUUAGUUUAUUGAAGGAGAAAAUAAUAAAGAGAGUUUUUGCUUCAGAAUUAAACCUCAGUGUGAUUUAAUUAAACUAAACGGGGUUUAGAGCACUGUUUCACUGAAUCAGCUGGUUGAGAGCAGACGGAACAAUGACCUCGGCAUCAACAAAGGUUGGUGAGAUCUUCUCUGCAGCAGGAGCUGCUUUUACUAAACUAGGGGAGCUGACCAUGCAGCUGCACCCGGUGGCGGACUCGAGUCCAGCAGGAGCUAAAUGGACGGACACAGAGAUUGAGAUGCUCCGGUCUGCUGUUAGGCGCUUUGGUGACGACCUGAACACUCUCAGCUCGGUCAUCAAGAAGCGUACAGUGGCACAAAUCAAGACCACAGUGAAAAGGAAGCUUUAUGAAGACAGUGGAGUUCCUUUGUCCUCUGACUCACCAAAAAAAGCUACCAAGAAGGUCCCAGUUGCCAUGGCUCCCCCUCCACCACCCACAGUUAUAGCUGUGCCAACAUCUCAGGUUGUGGUUACGUCAGGCUUACAGGGUCCUUCUGCAGGCUCAACUGGCAUCAAGAAGCCGAAAACAGCAGAUGUUACUCUCAGCGCUCUGAAUGAUUCAGAUGUGAACAGUGAUCUUGUAGACAUUGAGGGACUUGGUGACAGUUCUGCAACAAAAAAGCUUAACUUUGAUCAAGAAAGUCUCAAUCUUGAUUCAAGUCUCAUCAUGAACUCCAGUGACCUGCCUCUCCUGUCCCGCUGAACCUAGCUCUCUGCUCACAAUCAUGAACUCUUUAAAAAAAAAAAAAAAAAAUACAGCAGACUGGGCUGAACCUUUACAAAAUACAGUCUAGUCCAGGAAUCAAUGUUUUUGCUUGGUAGAAGGAUUCUGAAAGUUGUAGGUUUCAUGCAAGUCAAAUUUGUAAGGUAGAUUGCAUGCUCAUUUAAUUUUACAUUCAUUAUUUGGUCUGUUUAAAAACAGUCUAAAACAGGUCACCCAUGUCUUACAAAUUGUCUUGUCUGACAAUAAUGUUUAUACUGUAAUUACUAAUAUUCUCUUAUAAAUUCAUUUUAAAUACAAUUUUUUACAUUGGUCUUAUCUAAAUGAAGAUACACCUUUAUUGCAUUAAUUUGUUUUAUUAAGAGACUGUUCUUUUGUCAAGUGUCUUUGAAUACAUGAUAAUGCUAUUUUUCUGUACUGUCUGUCUUGCUGUCAGAUUAUUUAAAUUUUAACUAGAUUUUGUUUAUCAUCAAAUUGACGGAACUGCAUGCAUUCUGCACAUGACUGUGUUCACGCUUUGCUUAAUUUGUUUGCAUAAAGUCAGGUUUUAAAAACAUAUACAAUUAUCUAUUUUUAAAAACAUUUUCGGAGUUUGAAAACUGUUAUAUUUUCUUUUUUGCAGACAGCCUAACCUUUGCUCACAGGGAACAACUGAGCAGACAUAAGCAAUUUAACACAACAUUUAAAUUAUUUAUAUUUUUGAAAAGAUAAUCUGUGCCAGUAAACUAUUGUUUUAAACUCAGCAAAGUGCAUGAAUUGAUGAAAGCGGGGGUGGGGGAGUGUACACUUGUACAUCUGGUAAGCCUGAAUGCAAAUUAAUUUUAUACCUCAUUUAUAUCUAAUGUUCUACAUUGAAAAAAAGUUGGAGCAUACACUCUCAAUUUGGGGUACAUAACUCCCAGCAUGAUCCACAGACAAUGUGCAUGGCAAAACUGUGGCUUCAGGCAACUCUGUCACAUAUACAGUACAUAAACUUAAUGUUGACUUGCCUACUGAGUGCUAAUCAUCCCAGCUAUGAGUGCCACUGAGCACCCAAUAAAAUAAACCAGAAACCACAGUCCUUGCUAAAUGCAGUUGUGUGACAAAUAUUGAAUGACAGACAAAAGAUAAAAUAAUUUUUGGAUUUAAAAUGUAUACAAGUUAUACAGGAACAUAUGCCUGCUAGGGCUAUUCUCUAUAAAACAUUCCAAAAUAGUCACAUAAAGACGUGACAUAUACAUAUAAGGAAAUAGACAUCAUUUAAAAAUCUAUUUUAUUUUUCAUUAGAAUCCCUUAUACAUUUCCUGCAUAGUGUAUUAUCACAGUGACCAUUGCAUAAUCAUAGAAUUUACAUUUUAUUAAGAUGUGUAAAUAAAAUCAAACUUCAAAAGUG